Lolium rigidum is the source of this 488-nucleotide messenger RNA. RefSeq lists its product as uncharacterized. Lineage: Eukaryota; Viridiplantae; Streptophyta; Magnoliopsida; Poales; Poaceae. The transcript has 2 exons. Bases 2 to 232 code for a protein of 76 amino acids. The record is from RefSeq and is a predicted model, not a curated record.
GAUGGCGCUCACCAACUUCAUCGUGACGGUGGCGGCUGUUGGCGCGGCGGUGCUCCUCUUCACCACCGACGUCCGCAAGUCCGGCGCCGUCUUCCGCCGCAACGCCCGCCAAAUCCGACACUGGCUCGAGGAGGACACCGCGUCCGCCGCAUCCAAGUCUGCAAAAGAAGCUGUACCGCCUCCCAAGAAAUUGGAUGCAGAGAUUCCCAAGGAUAAGCCAAAGGAUCACUGAGAUCAUUAUGUUUUGUGCAUGAUAUAACCUUUGUCAAACCUAUGAUCCUUGUGCAUGACAAAUAUAAUUGUCUACUCGUUCUACCCAUGCUGAGUCAUAGAGAUCUGUAGUAGCUCAUAAAUGUAUGCAUGCCAAAUAUGUUUUCAUUUCUGGAGAAGUAUUCUGAGGUUUGUGUAGAUGCAAAAUAGAAUGAAGCAACCAUUUGACAGCUAUCAUCCUCGUGAGAACCUAAAUAUCUAGAGCUCACAUUAAAACC